AUGGUUUCCAGCAGACAUUACUUUGUCUCCAGUCCCUACCUGGCGUCCAACCCCGGCGAGCAGUUCUACAUGUUCACCCUCAUCGCUGCCUGGCUCAUCAACGUGGCGGGGCGGCCGUUCACAGAGCCCCAGGAGUACGACGAGCCCAACGCCACCGUGUCCAACAUCCUGGCAGAACUCAGGGCCUUGGGUGUCCAGGUGGACUUUCCUCCCUCCAGACUGAAGUCGGGCUCAGGUGAGCACGUCUGCCUGGUGCUGGACCACCUGGCUGAGGAGGCGCUGAAGAGGAGAGGCUUCACCUUCACCAGGUUCUCCCACAUUUCAGCAAAGGAAACAAGCUUCAGUCAGAUUGCUGCUUUGCUGACUGCUCAGAGACACAUGAUGGCAGAGGAGAUCACGCUCUACACAACAGACUUCUAG
Molecule: messenger RNA, 420 nt
Organism: Fundulus heteroclitus (mummichog)
Lineage: Eukaryota; Metazoa; Chordata; Actinopteri; Cyprinodontiformes; Fundulidae
Product: intraflagellar transport protein 57 homolog
Exons: 4
Coding region: 1-420 (139 amino acids)
Biological process (GO): intraciliary transport; non-motile cilium assembly
Cellular component (GO): cilium; Golgi apparatus; centrosome
Source: RefSeq, a predicted model, not a curated record